AUGUUUAGAUUCUCUUUAGCCUACCUUGAUAAGUAUGUGCGAUUAACGUCUGUUCCUCUUCUUCAAAUACUCACUGAAUCUCAAUCAAUCUCAGUCUCAAUCUCAGUCUCAGUCUCAGUCUCAGUCUCAGUCUCAGUCUCAGUCUCAAUUCAGUCUCAGUCUCAGUCUCAGUUCAACAUGAGUGAACUACAUCGAAUAUUUCAGACGUCAGAAUCCCUCAAUGAGAUCCCUGACAUUCUAGCAUACAUCCACAAUUACAAGCAAUCCCUCAAUAAUCAGAUCAGUCAGGAAAUACAGAAUUAUGAACCUCCUCAAGAUGUUGAUACUGAAAUCAAACAAUUAACCACGAUUAUAGCAAAAUCAUGGGACAAAUCCCAAACUAUACAGAAUUCCAUCAAUCAUUCUACCAAAGAAAUAUCCAAGUUGGAUAAUUUGAAGAGAAACCUUACAUUAUCGAUGAAUAUCUUCAAAAGGCUUCAGAUAUUAAACAUAACAGUCAUAGAGUUGAACAAACUAUUAUCUACCAAUUAUGAUUAUGAAAGAAUCUACAAUAACUUGAAGAACUUGAAGGAACUCAUGGUAUUCUUCAAAGACUAUAAAUCCAUUAAUCAGAUCAACCAAAUCAAUCAAAUGAUCAAUAAAAUAGAGGUUAAAUUAGUUGAUUCUAUAUUCAUAGAUUUUGAAGAGAAUAAAGGUGAUAUUUAUAGUUGCUUGAUCUUAGAAUUGAUCGAUAAGAAGUAUAAAGAUAAGUUAUUGACCUGGUAUUAUAACCUUCAGUUGAAAGAUAUAAAAUUAAUAUUCAACACCAAUGAUGAAGCAGGGUCAUUGGAUAAUUUGAGUAGAAGAUUUAUUUAUUUUAAUAACACUUUGGAGAAGUUGUCUAAUAAGGAUAAGUUUCCUCAAGAAUGGAAUGUUGAAUUGGAAUUAUGUAAGAUUUUCGUUGCCAUAACUAAAGAGGAUCUUAUCAAGAAAUUGACCAACAUUAAAUCUUCAGUAUUAUUGAAUUGUAUUAAUAUUACCAUAGAAUUUGAAAAUUCCAUGAAUGCCAAAUUCAAAACUACUUAUUUUUCAAAGAUCUUGUCCAAGAUUUUCGAACCUUAUUUGAAUGUAUGGAUAACCGAACAAGAAACUUAUUUACAAGGCAAAUUGAGUGAAUUCCAAAGAACCAUUAAGAUUCCUAUAGAAUUUCAAGUUAAUAAUGAAACUGAUUUGCUCAAAGUUUUAAAAGUCAAUAAUGUCCCCAACAUUUCAAGUUCAAGUUUAGAACUUUUCAAAAUUUCAAAUAAACUUAUAAAUCAAUUAUCCAAGAUUUCAACAGGUAAAAUAAUGAAAGAUUUAUCCAACGUCUUGAAUAGAUGGUUGAAUGAUUAUCGUGUCAGGAUGUUACUUCCAAUAAUUGAAGCCAAUGAUACCAACGAAUUAACUAAAACAGAAUUAAUCGUAUAUUUUACUAUGGUUAUCAAUACAGCUGAUUAUAUAAUCAAUAAUCUUAAUGAUUUAGUGAACAGAUUCAAGGAUUUCAAUAUUGAAAUGAAUGUUGAUAAUGUCAAAGAUAAUUACUUGUAUUUGAUUAAUAACACUAUUAAUAAGUUGAUCAACUUACUUUCAAAUGACCUUGGAUUCGGUUGGAGACAAUUUGAAAACACUAAUUGGGAAGAUAAUGAAAUCUUGACUAUUUCGAAUUACGUUUCUGAUUUCAAAUCUUCUAUUGAGAAUAACGUCAAAUUAAUUCUUCCAUUGAUUAUCAGAGAGAGUUAUAUAAAGUCAUUCAAUAAUAAAUUAGUAGAAUCGUUGAUUAAGGAGUUUAUUAACAAAUUGAAAGUCCUUAACAGAGGAAUUUCUAUCAAUUGUGUUGAACAAUUACUCAAAGAUGUCAAAAACAUUGAAGAAUUCUUGAUCACAUUACCUAACUUCAGUGAUCCUAAUAAUCAAAUCAUUAAACAGGAUAAUUUCUUCAAUAAGUUCGUUUAUACUCAAACAUCAAAACUUAAAACCAUACUUGACAUAAUCAAAGCUCCAAGUUUACCUGUUGAUGAUUUCAUUGAACAGUACUUUGAAAUCGUUGGAGAUAAAAACGUCAAUAACUUUAGGAAAGUAUUGUGGUUAAAAGGUAUCGAAACCAAAAAGUAUAUUGAUGCUUUCAAUUUACAAUUAUCAAUUGCUAACGAUUUACCUGACAAUUCCCCCUUAUCAUUGAUGGAUCCAAUAUCUUUCCAACCUCAAACCCAUCCUAUAAAAACUUCAUUACCUCCUCAACCAGUCGAAAAGAAAGGAACGUUCAAUUUCUUAUCGCCUGAUGAAUCUAGAGCUAAAUUAGAGAAGAAUUUAAGAGAAUUUACCAUCAAUAGUGAAAAUAACAUUAACAAAUUGAAUGAAAAUUUCAAGAAUUUUGGUAAACUCUUUAGAAAAGAUGAUAAUUGA
Molecule: messenger RNA, 2421 nt
Organism: Yamadazyma jaroonii
Lineage: Eukaryota; Fungi; Ascomycota; Pichiomycetes; Serinales; Debaryomycetaceae
Source: the annotation of a GenBank genome assembly